ACUGCCAGUAAGUGCGGCGUCGUUAGGUGGGGCGGGGUCUGGGCGGGGUCUGUUGCUGCUGCUGCUGCUGCUGCGGGGGGGUUAUUAUCAUCGCUACUGCUGUAACCGUGCAGGACGUGAUCUCUGUGUAACACCAUUAAAAACAGCGGAUUAUUAAACAGUUACCGAACCGUUUGGACCUUCUUGUUCUUCUCCUUGUUCCCGCGCUAACUCGACAGUCAGGAUGGGGAGCUGUUUAACCGUCGGGCCGAACGAAGCUCUGGUGGUCUCCGGUAGGUGUUCCCCUUCUGACCGAGCUAAGAGCUAACACACGUUAGCAGUGAUUAAAGUCAGGGUUAGCUUCCACCAGUAUGUAGAAACAUAAAUUAACUUUAUAUGUGAUAUUAUAAACGAGAUAUGAUGAUGAAGUUGGUGAUUCAGUGUGAGGGACGUUACCGUAAAUAACGGCUUCUAUCUGCUCCGUUACGGUAACAUCACUGACACACACUGCAGCUGUGACAGGUUCAGGACAUUUAAGGUUUAAACUGAUUUAUUUUUCACAUAAUCUCAAACUAUAACACCAACUAUAAUGACAGAUAUCGAUAAAUUACUGAUAUGUCCCUCUCAUGUGGACCAGUUUAGAGCUUCAUUUAGGCCUUUAUCAUUAAGGUGGUGUUACAGUGAAGGGGCGGGUUUGUCCAUCAUCACCCAUUAACUCUCACCAAAACAAUCAUUUAUGACCUAUUUAUCUUUAAACUGGAGUUAAGAAGACUCCUCAGAGUGAAACAGAGUUAGUUUAAUACUCUACAGACCCUGAUGGGACAGAGGAGCAGAAAAUCACAAGUUAAUAAUUAUUAUUUUCACAGUAAAAACGACAUUUAGAGUGAAAAUAUGGAGACAUUAUUGUUUUAAUUUUGGUCAUUUUAACCUACAGUUGAUGAAAGUUAAAAAUCCACGAUCUCAGGUUUUCUGUGGGGCUCAGGUCAGGUGAGUUGGCUGUUCCAUUAAGCGCAGUAGUAUUAAGGUAGUGGUAGUUUUGGCGCUGUGAACAGGUGUGAAGUCAGCAGACUGAAGUAUGAGGGGCUCUAUAAUCUCCAGGUCAUCUUAAAGCUGUGUCGACUCUGGACAAGAUAAAACACACAGAUGACACGACUAAUCAUCACAGAUCAGGGAGACCUUACACCGUCCAACACCUACAUUUACAAAUAAAAUGUCAAAUUUAUUUUAUUCUCAAACCCGCUGAGAUCAAGAUCUCAUUUACAAGAGUGACCUGGCCAAGAGGUCGGCAGCACAAGUCACAAUACUAGAUAAUAACAAAGAAGAAGAAAAUGACCUCCAGAAACAGAAUUAAAAACACAGACACUGUUCCACGUCUCCUAAAGUCUGUCAUGGAAGAUUGAACGAAAUGCUGAAGCGGCAGCAAAACUGAAAAACCCGUUUUCCCAGUUCAGUUCUGAUUCGUGGAACAAUCAAAUGGACGGUGUUGUUUUUCUACUUUUAUCUUAAAAACCGAACUUCAGACCAGUGAGCGAUCUUCCCAUUUUGUCCUUCUUGGUUCAGGGCUGGAUCACUAUUAGAAAUGUGACACUUGUAGUCCGUUUCCUGGACACAUAAAGUUUAAAUAUACAGAUUAUUAGUAUAAGUAUUGAACUAAUGUUGUCAGUUUUAGCACCUGUUUGGAUCUGGGGGGGCGUAGUCAGGGAUCUGAGGUACACAGACCGACUGCUCACUAACCCAGGAGGCCCUCUGUAAAGACAGAGAGAGAGGAGAAAACAGCAGCAUUCAUGCUAAAAUCACUCAGCUGUGUGUUGUGGUUGAUUCCAUUUAGAGCCACCGACCCGGUACGACUCACUGAAAAUGCAUUGACCUGCUUUACUUAUAAUGACAGGACCUACGGGAAUCCGAAGCCAAGUGAACCACAUCUUGAUUAAACCAGAUGAUUCUUCAGUCCUCAGUUUGGAUUAUAUGACAGAGAAGUGUUGAAAUAACUGAGACUGGAAUGAUUUCUCCUCCUGCAGGUGGAUGUUGUGGCUCUGACGACAAGACGUAUGCUGUUGGAGGCUGGGCCUGGGCUUGGUGUCUCAUCUCAGACACCCAAAGGUGACAACAAAAUAUUAUAUAAAUAUAGAUAUAAUCAAAUAUAGGCAGUUAUCUCACACUCUUGAAUGAAAUGACGGAGGGUUUGUUGACCAAACAACACAUGAAGAAAGAGGAAGUACUUAACAUUUUUGUUUGACUGAGUGUGUUUAAGGUUGAUGAUGGUCAUCCAUGUUUGUAUGUCUUUAAGUUGUUAGUCAGACUGAUAGAUCCGCGCAGCUCUCUCAUAUUUUCCAUGUCAGAAGUGAGACGUAUUUCUCAGGUUAAUCUUUAGCAGCAGCAGCAGUCGUCGUUGUUGUUAAGAUGGUUUUUAUUCUUCAGCGCUGCCCUCACUUAUGCUUCAGGUCAGAAACUGAGGUUGGGAAAUUUUCCAUGACCUCACUUCCUGAGUAUUUGUUUUAGUUUUACGGUUCAGAGCCGCAGUCGUGGAAAAGUUGUAGAUCAACAUGAAAUAUCUGAGAGGUGACACAUCGUCUAAGAGCUGUGAGAGGAGAAAUCCUGAGAUGAGAGGAGCCCAGGGUAACGGAGCAGGACCCCUGACAGAGAGGACCUGAGAGCUGGUCAAAGUUCAUCUGUAAUCUUUCACACACUUCACCGCUGAUGAAGUUGUUCAAGUUUAACUCGUCUGGAUUUUAUGACACAAACAAGCUGCAGAAGGUAAAAGGGUAAGCGUGGCGGGAAGCUCUAAUCCUUCAGGUCACAUGAUACAGACACCAUCAGCCCAGUUCAUAACCCUUCACUGACACUGACAGUAAAAGUUCCUGGUGAAAUCAGACCGCCCCCCCCUCACGGACGGAUCAUCGUUUUAGGAAGUUCUCAGGAGGUUUCUGUUAAAUGGGGAGGGAAGUGUGACAGCUGUUUCCAGCGUUUCCCUCUGUGGUUCUUUCAGUGAAGUCUCAUUAGAGAUACAGGCUGAUCGAGGAUUAAAGAUACACUCUGAUCUUAUCCUGAUUAACUUACAUAAUUAGACAGACAGACAGCAGGUUGUACAGAGAGGUGUUUUUUUUUAUCUUUUCACUGAUCUGUGUCAAAGUUCUGAACUCAGUGAGGUGAAGUGAUCAAACACCUGAAGAUCAAUAAAGACUCAGUUUUUCUGUUUGAUCUCUCUCUCUCUCUCUCUCUCUCUCUCUCUCUCUCUCUCUCUCUCUCUCCCUGUCUCUCUGUGAUCUUAUUAUUACCGUCGUGAUUUUCUUCGUCUCUGCAGGAUCAGCUUAGAGAUCAUGACUCUGCAGCCUCGCUGUGAGGACGUGGAGACAGCUGAGGGGGUCGCCAUCACCGUCACAGGUGUUGCUCAGGUACAGAGACGUCCUGAAUGUGUCUCCUCUCCAGGUGUCUGCAGGUGAGCUGACCUCUGUGUCUGUUUCAGGUCAAGGUCAUGACCGAGCAGGAUCUGCUGGCUGUAGCUUGUGAACAGUUCCUGGGAAAGUCAGUCAUGGACAUCAAAGCUGUGGUUCUGCAGACUUUGGAGGGACAUCUGCGCUCCAUUCUAGGUACAGACAUCUAUUCUCUCUCUCUAUAUAUAUAUAUGUAUAUUUAUAUAUAAAUAUAUGUGCAGGGCUCGACAGUGCAACUGUUUCACUCACAUUUGCAACUAAAAAUAGAUGUGUGUGAAUUGUAAAAUGUAUUUAGGGUCACAUGUGCGCAUAAAAACAUCAGAUGAGGUAACCAAUGUUUUUUCCUGUAAAUACGGCGGUGAAGUUAGUUUCAGGUUGGAUAUAUUUUCCUGUAAAUACGGCGGUGAAGUUAGUUUUAGGUUGGAUAUAUUUUCCUGUAAAUACUGCGGUGAAGUUAGUUUCAGGUUGGAUAUAUUUUCCUGUAAAUACGGCGGUGAAGUUAGUUUCAGGUUGGAUAUAUUCUCCUGUAAAUACGGCGGUGAAGUUAGUUUCAGGUUGGAUAUAUUUUCCUGUAAAUACGGCGGUGAAGUUAGUUUUAGGUUGGAUAUAUUUUCCUGUAAAUACGGCGGUGAAGUUAGUUUCAGGUUGGAUAUAUUUUCCUGUAAAUACGGAGGUGAAGUUAGUUUUAGGUUGGAUAUAUUUUCCUGUAAAUACAGCGGUGAAGUUAGUUUUAGGUUGGAUAUAUUUUCCUGUAAAUACGGCGGUGAAGUUAGUUUCAGGUUGGAUAUAUUUUCCUGUAAAUACGGCGGUGAAGUUAGUUUUAGGUUGGAUAUAUUUUCCUGUAAAUACGGCGGUGAAGUUAGUUUCAGGUUGGAUAUAUUUUCCUGUAAAUACAGCGGUGAAGUUAGUUUUAGGUUGGAUAUAUUUUCCUGUAAAUACGGCGGUGAAGUUAGUUUUAGGUUGGAUAUAUUUUCCUGUAAAUACGGCGGUGAAGUUAGUUUUAGGUUGGAUAUAUUUUCCUGUAAAUACGGCGGUGAAGUUAGUUUUAGGUUGGAUAUAUUCUCCUGUAAAUACGGCGGUGAAGUUAGUUUCAGGUUGGAUAUAUUUUCCUGUAAAUACGGCGGUGAAGUUAGUUUUAGGUUGGAUAUAUUUUCCUGUAAAUACGGCGGUGAAGUUAGUUUCAGGUUGGAUAUAUUUUCCUGUAAAUACGGCGGUGAAGUUAGUUUCAGGUUGGAUAUAUUUUCCUGUAAAUACGGCGGUGAAGUUAGUUUCAGGUUGGAUAUAUUUUCCUGUAAAUACAGCGGUGAAGUUAGUUUUAGGUUGGAUAUCUGACGGACAUUCUCUGAGGAUCUACCGGUGUCUUCUCUCUCUCCAUAACCGGGAAUAACAACAGCAGCGCGGUUAAAUCUACUCGACACCCUCACUGUCAACGUCGGUGUUGAAUAAGGGACCGUCAAUAAAUUACCGGUUGAUGUUCUCAGAAAAGGCUGUUUUCCUUCAAUAGCUUCACUGUCAUGUGACCAAAAGACCUCAAAUUGAUUUCUAAUAAUAGUACUAAGGUCGAUCAAUAAGACAAACAUUAUUUGAUCAGUUUUCAUUGUUCCCCUUUUUCAACUUGUGAACAUGUGAACAAAGUUAGAGUCAAACCCUGAUGUGUGUGUUUAAUAAAUAAAAUGUCCGUUAACGUUAAUCACUGAAUCAAAUUUUAACGCUGCGUCACUUUUGCAGGAACUCUGACUGUGGAGCAGAUCUAUCAGGACAGGGACCAGUUCGCCAAACUGGUGAGGGAGGUAGCAGCUCCUGACGUGGGCAGGAUGGGGAUCGAGAUUCUCAGCUUUACCAUCAAGGUGGGUAAAAGGUGCGAGGAGCUGAGGGUUAGACUCGCUGUUCGGUGUAGCCUCCUCCACUGUUGUAGUAUGGAGAUAUUCUAGCUGACACACAUCUUAAAGUCUGAGCUGUAAUUUUACAUCAAAGAUAAACGAUCACUCUCAAGGAUAAAGAUGUUUACUCUGACGUGUUUAAAAUCACUGAAAAUGUUCCGGUGAAGACGCAGCCCCACAGAUGAUGGAUGUUCUGCUCAUGAUGAACAUCUUCCUCACUUCAUCCCCUUCAUCAUCAUCAUCAUCACCUUCCUCUCUUGGAUUUGUAGAGAGUAAACAGCAGCUGUCAGAUGAUCUCUGUAUUUGUGUUUCCUCUGAUUCAGCUCUGAAGUCCGACUCUGUGAGAGGGAGCACUCUGCUGCUUCCGCUUCAUGGCUGAUGAUGAUAUAUGAUCUGCUAUCAGGAGAUCAGCAUGAGGAGAAUGAUGUGGGUGUUUACUCACUGAGCAGCAGUCUGUACAGCUCUAACAAACACACACAGUGGUUUAGUUUCUCUGUGCUGCUGGAGCUGCUGCUCGUCUCUCCUCAGUUUUGGAGUUAUCAGUCGAAGAUCUCAGCUCCUGUUUUUAACUCUUUGUAGUUACAACGAAGUGAAAUGUGGUGAAAACGGAGCAGCUGAUCAGAGUGUUUCUCUGGAAACCUCAAGUCCAUUACUACCAGAUCAAUUAGUCCAGGCUGAUGUGGUCUGUGUGACUUCAGUGUAAACCUCUUUUCCUCUGUUUGUGUCAUCGGCUCUGACAGUAAAGAGAGAGAGAGAGCGGCGUUUACAGUUCACAGUACGAGCUCCUUUUUCUACUCAGGUUCAGAAAGUGGAAAAGCUUUAACUCUAAACCUGCAGAACUGGUUUAUUUACAGCUGCACUCAUACUGGGAAUACUGGUGUUUGGAGAACAUGUUCAUGUUUGCUGUGGUCAUCUCCUGGAGCCUCCCUUCAUGCUCCAUCGAGGUUAACCCGCUGCUCUGUGUUUGCAGGAUGUGUACGACAAACUGGAUUACCUGAGCUCGCUGGGAAAGACCCAGACUGCAGCGGUCCAGAGGGAUGCUGACAUCGGCGUGGCUGAGGCAGAGAGGGAUGCUGGGAUACGGGUAAGGAGGCCUUAACACGUGGAGGAGUUUUUGUCUGACUCAGCAGCAGCGAGCUGAACUCUGCUUCUCCUCUUCGCCGUCACUCAGGAGGCCGAAUGUAAGAAGGAGAUGAUGGACGUCAAAUUCCUGGCUGACACCAAGAUGGCCGACUCCAAACGAGAGCUGGAGCUGCAGAAAGCGUCGUUCAACCAAGAGGUCAACACCAAGGUAGGAACACGGUUUGAGUGUGUGACUCAUGGUCAGGGGCGUUCGUCACACAGAGGUCAGUCAGUCAUGAUGAAUUCAUCAAACGCCGUUUAAACGUAUUCGUCAUUUCUGUAGAGAACAGUGUUGUUUUUGGCAGGCAUUUUAGAUUUAGUUUUAGUCUUAGUCAUUUUGACAAAAUGCUUCUUCGUUUUAGUCCCAUUUUAGUCAUUUCUAUCCUUGAUAGUUUUCGUCUAGUUUUAGUCCGAGGAAAACUCAAAAGGUUUUCGUCUAGUUUUAGUCGACGUAAAGGUGCCUUUUGAGGUUCGUGGUGUUCUUUCCCGACAGUUUGAAGCAUGAGGAAGCUGUGGCUCCACAACUGUCGUCUGUCUCGUCUCCCCGUCCCGUGUUUUAUUGUCACUUUUAUUUUAUUGUCACUUGGACUGUAUCUGAAGUAGGACCAAAAAUCAUCCCUCUUUUUUCGGCCACCGGGCACCGCUGCUGUGCCUGCCGCCACGGUGUGUGUGUGUGUGUGUGCGCGCCUCGUCCACAUGCCGCUCUGUGUAUGUGUAUGAGUGUGUGCGCGCAGCUGUGCGCGAGCGAGGCUUUUGGUGCGUGUGUGAUGGGGGCGUGACUGUUAGGACAAAAAAAAAAGCAUGUUUUGAAACUUUGUUCGUCCACCUAAUAACAAUUUAGUCUCGUCUCGUUCUCGUCUGACGAAAAUGAAUAUAAUUUUCGUCACAUUUUAGUCUUUACAGAGCUUUGGUGACGUUCGUCUUAGUCUCAUUUUCGUCAAGGAAAAAAGGGGUCUGACGUCGUCAUUUAAGUUUUCGUCCUGCCUGACGAAAACAACACUGGUAGAGAUGUGGUUUUUUUCAAGAGACCAGAGAGAGCUCAGAGCUGAAAUCUCCUCUAGAGCGUCUGAAGACGUGUACGGGUUCGAGUUCUUCACUCAGUCAGAGUGAAGAAAGAAGAAGUUCAGAGCAGCUGAGAGAAAAUCGAACGAAGAUUCAGAAAAUAUACAGACUUAAAGCUGCUGGAGGAGAAAGGACAGGGUCGGGCUCUCGUGUUACUAGAUUUCAAACAAAGUGUGUGUGUGUGUGUGUGUGUGUGUGUGUGUGUGUGUGUGUGUGUGUGUGUGUGUGUGUGUGUGUGUGUGUGUGUGUGUGUGUGUGUGUGUGUGUGUGUGUGUGUGUGUGUGUGUGUGUGUGUCCUGCCGUCUUCAGAAAGCAGAGGCCCAGCUGGCCUACGAGCUGCAGGCAGCCAAGGAGCAGCAGAAGAUCCGCCUGGAGGAGAUCGAGAUCCAAGUGGUUCAGAGGAAGAAGGAGAUCACCAUCGAGGAGCGGGAGAUCCAACGCACGGACAAGGAGCUGAUCGCCACCGUGAAGAGGCCUGCUGAGGCCGAGGCCUACAAGAUGCAGCAGCUGGCUGAGGGGCAGAAGUAAGUGAGAACCCCGAGGUUUGAGGAGACAGACAACCAGUCUGAUGACCCUCCUCAACCAGUUCCACCAGUUAGUGUAGACCACAGGUCCACAGAGGGAUUCCUCACUGCUCUUCAGGUCAGGGCAGCUGAGGAUGACGUCAAAAACAAACUCACGUGUCUUUGUUACUGAGCAGGUGGAGGAGGAGAAUCUGGGCGUAGAAAAACAACACCUAGAUUCUCCAGUGGGUGAUUUUAGAUCCCUAAAAGAACUGUUCAGGUCUAUCAGAGUCUCUGAAGGAGACCGUGUUGAGGAUCAUCUUAUUUUGAACCUUGUGUCUUUGUCAGGAUGAAGAGGGUCCUGAUCGCCCAGGCUGAGGCAGAGAAGAUCAGGAAGAUCGGCGAGGCUGAGGCGACCUCCAUCGAAGCUGUGGGAAAGGCCGAGGCUGAGAAGAUGAGGAUGAAGGCUGAGGCCUACCAGCAGUACGGAGACGCAGCCAAGACGGCCCUGGUCCUGGAGGCCCUCCCUAAGGUAAAAACCACAGAGAGGUUCCUCAAAAGUUCUCCACUGACGCUCCUCUCACCACCUGGACUCUUGACCUCCAAACCCCGCCCUGAAACAGCAGUAGGAUGUCAUCAGGGUCGUCAUAAACGUGUUGGCGAGGGAUUCAGAGGUCAUCGGACUAUGACUCAUGGUCACAUGAUCACUGAUUCAGGUGUUUAUGACUUCCUGUCUACAGCUGACUAUUAAACUGUUUGUUUUUCACAGAUCGCUGCUAAAGUGGCGGCGCCGUUAGCCAGGACCAACGAGAUCGUCAUCCUGAGCGGAGAGGGCAGCCGUGUGACGGGCGAGGUCAACCGCCUGCUGGCUGAACUCCCGGUGUCGGUCAACGCCCUGACUGGAGUGGACCUGACAAAGGUAGGAACGUGUGUGUGUAUGUGUGUGUGUGUGUGUGUGUGUGUGUGUGUGUGUGUGUGUGUGUGUGUGUGUGUGUUUGGGAUCAGCUGUUAACAAAGACACUAAAAGACCUCACAUGUCCAACAGUGUUAAUUUAAUUUAUGAUAAUACAGCAUCUAAACUUUAGUGAUUUUAACACGUGACCCUGAGGAUCACAGUCCUGCGUGUCCUUUUAGACCCACAAACACUCACAUGUUCACAUGUUUGACGACCUUCAGCUGAGCGGCAGAUUCUGACACGAAAACAUCAUUUUAGUCCAAAAAGGUGAUCAGGGCGUGUCUUUCAUUUUCACUGGGACAUCCUCCCCAAACACACUUCUUACAAUCAGAGGAGUCAUGUGAUGUUGUUGUGACAUCAAAUCAGCUGACAGACAACAUCACAUGACUCCUCUGAGGAGGAAGUUUGUGGUCCAACCUCAGGAGCCGAGUCCUGAACAAAAACAAGGAGAAGUUUGAUGUGAAUGUAAAGCAUAUUUAUUUUUGUGUUUCAAUGAAAUGUGCGUGUGUGUGUGCGUGUGUGCGUGUGUGUGUGUGUGUGUGUGUGUGUGUGUGUGUGUGUGUGUGUGUGUGUGUGUGUAUGUCUGAUAAUGUCGAUCAGAUACACGUCUGUCAUGUUGACAUCAUUAUACUGUAAACCACAUAUGUCAGAGUCAAGGCCCGCGGGCCAAAUCCGGCCCGCGAGAAGGUUUUUUAUGGCCCCUGGGAUGAUCUUGAUUUAUUAUUAGAACCGGCCCGCAGACCGCAGCAAGCCGGCAGCCCGCAGAUCUUUUACACGCACCAAUACUACAUUUCCCACAAUGCAACGGUGACGCACCGAGCAGUAGGCUUAUUAGCACAGCAGUCGUCAGCAUAACAGUAAAAUUAACUUUCAGAUACCCAUCAAAAAUGCAUGUUACUUCUCCUUGAAGAAAGUGUUGUUUUUGAUUAAUAGAUUUUUGCACUUUAUUUUAUUGUAUUUCAAUCCAAUUAUAUUUUAAAAAUAUUUCAGUUGAGUGGAUGAUAGAAAAUUGCUAUUAUUAUUUUUUUCUUUGAAGUAAAUUUAGCCCACUUUUGCUAAAAUAGAAAAUAUAGGCCACUGAUGGUGCCUUGAAUAAUACCGGUUUCUUUCAUUUAAUGUUCAUGUUAUGGGGAUUUUUAUAUAAAGGAAAUUUGUCUUUUGUGUCUGUUGAAAAUUAAAGAUUACUGACAGAGCCAUAAGAAAAUAUAGCUUUAUUUAUCUGAUCAUAUUGGAAUAUAUUUGUUAGGUUUUCAGUAGGUUCAAUUAGGUUCACUUGACUAUAUGCGUCAUUUAAAAAAUUUUCAAUGAACAUUCGAUCAGUCCGGCCCUCGGCUUGUAGCAAAAUUUUUUAUUUGGCCCUCCGUCCAUUUGACUUUGACACCCCUGCUGUAAACUAUGGACACUGAUGGAUCCACUGAAGUCUUUCUCAGGUCCUCUCACUGACUGUACAGCAGCGGUCUUUAUCGGUUCUGUUCACAGUGUCAGUGUUAAAUAAAAUGUUGAAAUUCAGUCUUUCUGAAACCUUCAGGAUGGAAAACGUUGAUGGAGGCUCUGAGUCUGUGCCGUUGUCAGAGUUUUAGAGUUCAGAUUUAAAGCUGAAUCUGAUGUUAUAAUGUCAUUAAUCCGAGGUUUUAUCCAAACAGACGUACAUUAAAUCAACUGUCUUCUCUUAACAGAUCCCACUGCUGCAGAAAAUGACCAGUCCUAAAGCCUGAGAGGCGGCGGCUCCACGUGACUCCAGUAUCUGUUGUAUGCACUCUGAUAGACUGCCUUUAUUACACUUGAAGACUUUGGUUGUUUUUUACGUAUAUAUUAUACUGUAUACCAAGUGAAUUUUGGAAACCUCUGGUGCCUUACUUUAUACAGGACCAGAAUAUCUGCAUGCACUGCUGCUCAUUCAGAUUUUUUUAAGUUUGAUGGUGAGUGUACUUUGUGUUGUUUUGUCAUUUUUGAAACUAUAAUUUGUAUUUAAAUCAUUUUUAGCGGCCCGUUUGUACGACAGGUCCUUGAGUAGGACUAGUUUGAUCCAGGUGGUGACCUGACCGCUGAAGUCAGUCCGUAAUCUUUGGGAUUAGUCCAUGGGGGCCUUUCUGUUGAUUGAUAUACCUCUGUCUUUAUUUAAUGACACAUCUGCAUUCCCUCUUUAACCUGAAUCUUUUUGUUCUGUAAAUGUUCUUUUUAACUCUCGUUGUUCUUAUUCAGGUUGAUUUUAUGUCUCAGUGAUUGAUUUGUACAAUGUUCCAGGUGCUGACCGUCUUUUCACAGAAGCCCUUUCAUUGUUCAGAGUUAGUCUGUGGACUGCAGGCAUGAUCCAUGUGAAAAUGAAGCUACACUGGCAGGAAAACAAGAAGCAAAGUCCGAUCUUGUGCUGGUAUACGAGCCUGUAGUUUGGUCCUUUAAUAUUAAGUGUGACUUUAGUGUAGAGUGCAGAUAGUCUUGGCCUUCAUUAAGGUUGGAAAUGGUUCAUAAAACAGAUAAUCCAGUUAAGAGGAAAGGUUGAGUAGACUCAGAAGAGAGAAAGGCCAAACAGUGAUGCCAAAUAGAGUAGAUAAUCUUUUUAUGGUUUUAUGGUAUCAGACGGUUUUACUGCAUAGUUUCUCUGAUGUUUGAUUUCAUACCACAGAUCUCUUUAGAUGCUAAGCCAUGUUUGACAGGUCGUGUCAACAAAUCAGACUUUUACACUUUUCAGAGAAAACUACUGUUCAAUGUUUGUACAUGUUUUUGCUGAUUUGUUUUUCUUAACUGUGACAUCGGAUACUGAAGGUUAUUUAAUCGCUGUUUGUUAGCUUAUCCCAAAAAUGUUGAUCUGUUUUAAAGCCGUGAUAAAACUGUUAGUAAAUGGUCACAAGCUUCUUUGUUUCACCUUCAUGUAGACCGGACGUGAAGUUUUGGUGCAGCGGUACGAAUGAGACUGUUCCGUCAGAGGUAGGGACGGGUGGAGGGUGGACAGAUGAGCAGGUGAAAUAACAGAGAAGUUCUUAUCUGGGGAGGUGGUAUGAAGCUGGUUUAGCACUCAGAUUUACAGAUGACUGUUUAUGUUGUUAACUUAAGAUUUCGAUAAUUGUGCUCAUCCUUCAUUCGUUUAUGUUUGUAUCAUUCUUUGCUGAUUCAGUGACUUGAAAACUUACUGUGACCACUGUUGAUUUGUUUGGCUUUAACUGUGUGGGAUGUAAAUAGGACAUAUUUGUUAUAUUCCUAAUGUUAUUAACAACAUGUACACUGUGGUGUCUCAAACAGCCAUGAGUUCCUGUAUGCUCUUGCUGCAUGUCAUCCGUCUGUACACGAAUAAUCAGUUCACUCUUAGCUAAUUGUCAUUCGAAUAAAUCGAAAUACCAUCAUUUU
Xyrichtys novacula (pearly razorfish) is the source of this 12274-nucleotide messenger RNA. Lineage: Eukaryota; Metazoa; Chordata; Actinopteri; Labriformes; Labridae. The record is from the annotation of a GenBank genome assembly.